AUGUGAUUUUCUGUAUCUUUUAUUUUGAAAUUCUAAAUCAGAAUAUCCCAAUAUUGGAAUAAUUACUUUCUUUCAUUUAAUGUAUUCAUCAUUCAUACCAUUCAUGAUUUUUCAUCUCUUCAUUUAGUUUAAUCUAUCACUAUAUCACGUUCACCGGAAGUUCGCUCUUAUUUUGAAAACAGUUUUCACACACUCGCACCGUAAUGCCUGGUAUAUACGUGUCCUGAAAAAAAUCGUGCGGGCUGGCUUGACUGUGUUUUCCGAAGUGGCGGCUGGCUUGACCGCAGUUCCUCCUGGAAGGUUAAGCUUUAACUCCAGCCGCCGGUUCCCGUGAAGCUGAGCCUCCGCGUCCUCCUCCUCCGGCAGCAGCAGCAGCCUCAUCCCGCAGGAGCCGCAGGAGAGGAGGGUGGACCUCCCGACCCAUGAAGGGAUGAGAGACGGAGAGACGAGGGCUUUGGCCGCCAUGGCGCCAGAGGAGGCGCCAGAGGAGGCGCCAGAGGAGGCGCCAGAGGAGGCGCCAGAGGAGGCGCCAGAGGAGGCCGACUCACAGCCCACCUACAGGAUCCAACGGCCGGUCUACGAUGAAGCCUUCCUCAGGUCGCAGCUGCUCCACCGCAGAGGGAACGCCACCACCCUCCGACAGAGGCUGGCGCAGCGGCUCAGGUGCUCGUCCCAGAAGGCCAAGGCGGCGGCCUUCAGCGCGCUGCCCAUCCUCACCUGGCUGCCCUCCUACCCGCUCAGGCAGUACCUGUUCUCAGAUGUGGUGUCGGGCCUCAGCACCGGCAUGGUGCAGCUGCCUCAAGGUCUAGCCUACGCCAUGCUGGCGGCCGUGCCUCCGGUGUACGGGCUCUACUCCUCCUUCUACCCCGUCCUGCUCUACACCUUCUUCGGCACGUCCAGACACAUCUCCGUGGGCACCUUCGCCGUCGUCAGCCUGAUGAUCGGCGCCGUGGUGGUGAGGGAGGCGCCGGACGCCAUGUUCUACGUCCCGGCCAACGGCACCAACGCGUCCGCCGUGCUGGACGUGGAGGCCCGGGACGCCAAGAGGGUGCAGGUGGCCGUGGUGCUCACCACCCUGGUGGGCAUCAUCCAGCUCUCCUUCGGCCUCCUCCGGUUCGGCUUCGUGGCGAUCUACCUCACGGAGCCGCUGGUGCGCGGCUUCACCACGGCGGCGGCGGUGCACGUGGUCGUCUCUCAGCUCAAGUACCUGCUGGGCGUGAAGACGCGGCGCUUCAGCGGGCCGCUCGCCGUCCUCCACAGCCUCCGGGCCGUCCUCGGGGGCGUGGCCGGCACCAACCUGUCCACGGCCGCCCUGGGCCUGGCGUGCCUCGUCUUCCUGUACGCCGUAAAAGACCUCAACGAGCGCUUCAAGAAGACGCUGCCCGUCCCCGUCCCCGGGGAGAUCAUCGUGGUCAUCGUGUCCACCGGCGUCUCCUACGGCAUGUCCUUGUCCCAGGACUACGGCGUGGACGUGGUGGGGAAGAUACCGACCGGGCUCCUCCCUCCCGCCGUCCCGGACUUCUCUCUGCUCCCCAGUCUGGUCACGGACUCCUUUGCCGUCGCCAUCGUAGGAUUCUCGAUGGGCAUCUCGCUCGCCAAGACGUUCGCCCUGAAGCACGGCUACAGCGUGGACGGUAACCAGGAGCUCAUCGCCCUCGGCCUGUGCAACUUCCUGAGCUCGUUCUUCCAGACCUUCGCCAUCUCCUGCUCCAUGUCCAGGAGCCUGGUGCAGGAGAGCACCGGGGGCCAGACUCAGAUCGCCGGGCUGCUGGCGUCCCUCGUGGUGCUGCUGGUGGUGGUGGCCGUCGGGUUCGUCUUCCGGCCGCUCCCUCAGACGGCGCUGGCGGCCAUCAUCAUGGUGAACCUGCUGGGCAUGUUCCGGCAGCUCCGGGACGUGGCGGCGCUGUGGAGGACCAGCAGGCUGGAGCUGGCCAUCUGGCUGGUGGCCUUCGUGGCGUCGGUGCUGUUGGGUCUGGACUACGGCCUCCUGGUGGCGCUGGCCUUCGCCCUCCUCACCGUCAUCUACAGGACACAGAGUCCUCAGAGUGCCGUCCUGGGCCACGUCCCUGGAACCGGGCUGUACUGUGACGUGGACGAGUAUGAAGAGGCAGUGGAAUACGAGGGCAUCAAGAUCUUCCACUUCAACUCCUCCAUCUACUUUGCCAAUAGCGACCUUUAUGUGAACACCCUCAAGGAGAAGACGGGCGUCGACCCCAAGGCCUUGCAAGCCGCCCGCAACGCCCAAAAGAACCGGAGGGAGAAGAGAACCAGCAACCGAGAGCCGUCACUGGACCUGUGUGGCAAGGCAGCGCAGCAGGAAGUGACCCAUGAGGUGUUGUCCUAUGACGUCGAGGAGCAGAGCAACGGGAGGUGGGGGUCCCAUGAGGAGGGGGCCGUGUUCCUGGAGCCUCUGACCGCCGUCCACUCCGUCGUCCUGGACUGGACUCCGGCCGCCUUCAUGGACUCCGUGGGGGCCAAGGCCGUCAGACAGGUCAUCAAGGAGUUCGCGGAGGUGGAGGUUCAGGUGGUGAUUGCCGGCUGCAGCAGAAGCCUCCUGGACGAGCUGGACACCUUACAGUUCUUCUCUGGGGUCGUGACCCCGGCGAUGGCGUUCCCCACCGUGCACGACGCCGUGCUGCGCUGUCGCCGCUCGCCGGCCGAUGGAGCGGCGCAGCGGUUCCACCCGGAGCCGAGAGGAGCGGACGGGGGUCCUCCAGACUAGGACUAGCAGCGAGGGCUGGGCGGGUUGAGGUAGAGACGCGUGAGUCACGCUCAAACCCAUUGGUCGGUGCUUAGGUGAGGCUCCGCCCCCAUGACGACCUCGUGACCUUGGAGACGCUCAGCUCUGAACACAACACUGAGGCUUUAAGGAAUCCGGACCGUUAACGACCGUUCCUCUUUGUGUUAAACAGUGGUGUCGGGAUCGGGUGCCUACAAGAUAAUAUAUUACAUAUUAUAUAUAUAAUAUAUCUAUAUAUAGCUGCUGGUGGAAUGACGGUGAAUCCUGAAGCUGCUGUAAACGUUUGUUACUGAAGUAUUUGGUGCUGAGAUCUGGACCAGCUGUUCCCAAGAGGCUCGUGUCACAUGUCAACUCAGACUCAAAUGUGGAAUAAACUUUAUUUUUUAAGCAAACAAGACAACAAA
Molecule: messenger RNA, 3144 nt
Organism: Pseudoliparis swirei
Lineage: Eukaryota; Metazoa; Chordata; Actinopteri; Perciformes; Liparidae
Gene: slc26a5
Product: solute carrier family 26 member 5
Exons: 18
Coding region: 431-2722 (763 amino acids)
Biological process (GO): transmembrane transport
Cellular component (GO): membrane
Molecular function (GO): protein binding; bicarbonate transmembrane transporter activity; chloride transmembrane transporter activity
Source: RefSeq, a predicted model, not a curated record